Ilyonectria robusta is the source of this 1320-nucleotide messenger RNA. RefSeq lists its product as uncharacterized. Lineage: Eukaryota; Fungi; Ascomycota; Sordariomycetes; Hypocreales; Nectriaceae. Gene Ontology annotation, biological process: sulfate assimilation. The transcript has a single exon. The record is from RefSeq and is a predicted model, not a curated record. Gene Ontology annotation, molecular function: 3'(2'),5'-bisphosphate nucleotidase activity. Bases 17 to 1084 code for a protein of 355 amino acids.
CCUCACGCACCUCAAGAUGGACAGUCCGUAUUCACGAGAAUUGACAGUCGCCUUUGGCGCUCUGCAAGGAGCGGCACAGCUAAGCCAGUCCAUCGUAUCGGCAAAAGACAAAGGCGUCAUCGAGAAGGAGGAUUUGAGCCCGGUGACGGUGGCCGACUUCGCAGUCCAGGCCCUACUUACCGCAACCAUCAAGAAUGCAUUCCCAGGAGACCGUGUCGUUGGCGAGGAGGAUGCGUCCGACUUGAGGAAGAGUCCAGUGCUGAUGGAGCGAGUAUGGGAACUUUUGAACCGGAACGCCGGGACCCAGUACAAAUUGCCCGCGACUCGGGAUCAAAUGUGCGAUCUGAUUGAUGAGUGUGGCUCUGUUGUUCCAGGAGGCCAAGGAUCUGGACGGACCUGGGUUUUCGACCCCAUCGACGGCACCAAGACAUACGUCAGAGGCGAACUGUAUGCGAUCAACAUGGCACUUUUGCUCGAUGGAAAGCAGGUGGCUGGCAUCGUGGCGUGCCCCAACAUGUCCAUGGACGCAAAGGCACCGCUGCGAAACGAAAACAUCGAUCCUACCGGCCAAGGCUGCAUCGUCUUUGCUGUCAAGGACCAUGGUGCCUAUGUCCGACCAUUGAGUGGAAGCAUCGCGGACAUCCAACCGAAAAAGUUGGCUCGCCACGCCGAGGGGCAAGACGUUCGCUUCGUCACCUGCGCCAACAUUGUCGACUCGGCCCUUGAUGGCGUCCACGAGGUGGUUGCCGACCGACUCAACGCUACGUAUCCCGGAUGCGAUCUUGUGCCCUGGGUUCUUCGGUGGGCAGUGCUGGCAAUGGGCCUCGGCAAUACGACGGUCUGGGUGUACAAGCGCAAGGACCGAUAUGGAAAGGCUUGGGAUCAUGCGGGAGCCAUGUUGUUAUUCGAAGAGUCCGGCGGCAAGAUUACAGACGUACGUGGUAACGUGAUUGAUUUGUCGGCUGGAAGAACGAUGAGCGCCAACUUUGGGUUCAUCGCUGCGCCAGCCGACAUCCAUGGUCGGGUACUACAGACAGUGCACGACGUUCUUCGUGAGCAAGACAGGCAGGAUUUUUUUGAGUAAUAUAUGAAGGCGUAUUCACCAAGUUACCCCUGCCGUUGCGUGGCUAUAUCGAUGUACCAAUCACCAAAUAAAGCAAGAAGCUUAUGCCUCUUUUCUACCUCGUCUUCCCGCCCUUGACUCCUGCUGUCAAAAUAGUCCACAAAAGCACGACGGAAAUUCUCGGGAGCCUCUACAAGAAGAGCGUUCGGCGACAGUUCUGAGGCUAUCCAGUCACUGAACGCUUUGUUGAAUUCUGC